Microtus oregoni (creeping vole) is the source of this 3942-nucleotide messenger RNA. It is a transcript of the gene Dgkz, whose product is annotated as diacylglycerol kinase zeta. Gene Ontology annotation, biological process: lipid phosphorylation; intracellular signal transduction; diacylglycerol metabolic process. NCBI's taxonomy places the organism in Eukaryota, Metazoa, Chordata, Mammalia, Rodentia, Cricetidae. The transcript is spliced from 31 exons. The record is from RefSeq and is a predicted model, not a curated record. Gene Ontology annotation, molecular function: protein binding; ATP-dependent diacylglycerol kinase activity. The coding region runs from base 544 to 3393 and encodes 949 amino acids. Gene Ontology annotation, cellular component: nucleus.
GGCUGAGUGACAGGUGGAGCGAUGAUUGGCAGGUGGUACCAGUGCCAGGGUAGGGGCGCAGAGGUGGGCCAGGGCAGCAUCCCGCACUCUGAUCUCGAGACCCCAACGAGGUUGGUGGCCUCGGCUCGCUGAAAUGGGCUCGCUUUUCCUGGGUCCAGGACCGGUCAAGCAGCGCUAGGCGACGCCCGCCCCUCGGACCCCAGGUACACUCUGGUGCAGGCGGCGGCAGCUACAAGGCUCCGGCUGGGCUCGUCCUAGGGUCGUCCGGGGUUCGCCCCGGCAGCAUCCCACGCAGCAUCGCGACCCUUCCAAGGACACAAUCUCCCCAGGGCUCAGGAACAUCUCCGCCGGCCUUUCUCAGGAGCUGAGUUCUGCAGCUCCGGGACCCUGUCGUCUGGGCUCAGCGUUGCGACGGACGUGCAAGAUCCGGCUCCUCUUUGCCUUGCUCCCUGCCUGGCGCCCCCAUCAGGGGAGCGCUCGAGACUCUGAACUUUGGUGGGAUUCCCGCCAGGCCUCGGGAGCACGGACGCGGUCCGCCAAAGGAUGGCCGAGGGGCUAGGGGGAGGAGGACCGCGCGGUGACAGGGCCGCCGGCGGCCGUGCUAUGGAGGAGGAGGUGGUGAGGCGGCGCUGCCGGCGCGGUGAGGAGGCCGAGGUCUUUCAACCCUGGCCCGAGGGUACCCGAAGUGUGGCUGCCGGAACCCCGGUGGAAGAGCGAUUUCGCCAGAUGCACCUCCGAAAGCAGGUAUCUUACAGGAAAGCCAUCACCAAGUCAGGCCUCCAGCACCUGGCACCCCCUCCUCCCACGCCUGGGGCCCCGUGUGGUGAAUCUGAGCGGCAGAUCCGGAGCACUGUGGACUGGAGUGAGUCAGCAGCGUAUGGGGAGCACAUCUGGUUUGAGACCAACGUGUCCGGUGACUUCUGCUAUGUCGGGGAGCAGUACUGCGUAGCUAGGAUGCUGCAGAAGUCAGUGCCCAGAAGAAAGUGUGCAGCCUGUAAGAUUGUGGUGCACACCCCAUGCAUUGAACAGUUGGAGAAGAUCAAUUUUCGCUGUAAGCCAUCCUUCCGUGAAUCAGGCUCCAGAAAUGUCCGUGAGCCAACCUUCGUAAGACACCACUGGGUACACAGGCGACGCCAGGAUGGCAAGUGUCGGCAUUGUGGAAAGGGCUUCCAGCAGAAGUUUACCUUCCACAGCAAGGAGAUUGUGGCCAUCAGUUGCUCCUGGUGCAAGCAAGCGUACCACAGCAAGGUGUCCUGCUUCAUGCUGCAGCAGAUUGAGGAGCCCUGCUCCCUGGGGGUGCAUGCAGCUGUGGUCAUCCCACCCACCUGGAUCCUACGGGCGCGGAGGCCCCAGAAUACCCUCAAGGCCAGCAAGAAGAAAAAGAGAGCAUCCUUCAAGAGGAGAUCUAGCAAGAAAGGACCCGAGGAAGGCCGCUGGAGACCCUUCAUCAUCAGGCCUACCCCAUCCCCCCUCAUGAAGCCCCUGCUGGUAUUUGUGAACCCUAAGAGUGGGGGCAACCAGGGCGCUAAGAUCAUCCAGUCUUUCUUGUGGUAUCUGAAUCCUCGACAAGUCUUUGACCUGAGCCAGGGGGGACCCAAGGAGGCGCUGGAAAUGUACCGCAAAGUGCAUAAUUUGAGGAUUCUGGCUUGCGGGGGUGACGGCACGGUUGGCUGGAUUCUGUCCACCCUGGACCAGCUGCGCUUAAAGCCACCGCCCCCUGUGGCCAUCCUGCCCCUGGGUACCGGCAAUGACCUGGCCCGUACCCUCAACUGGGGUGGGGGUUACACAGAUGAGCCUGUGUCAAAGAUCCUUUCCCAUGUAGAGGAGGGGAAUGUGGUACAGCUGGACCGCUGGGAUCUCCGAGCAGAGCCCAACCCUGAGGCAGGCCCUGAGGAGCGAGAUGAUGGAGCCACUGACCAGCUGCCCCUGGAUGUCUUCAACAACUACUUCAGUCUGGGCUUUGAUGCCCACGUCACCUUGGAGUUCCAUGAGUCCCGAGAAGCCAACCCAGAGAAGUUCAACAGCCGCUUUCGGAAUAAGAUGUUCUACGCUGGGACGGCUUUCUCUGACUUCCUGAUGGGCAGCUCCAAGGACUUAGCCAAGCAUAUCCGCGUGGUGUGUGAUGGAAUAGACCUAACCCCCAAGAUCCAGGACCUGAAACCCCAGUGCAUCGUUUUUCUGAACAUCCCCAGGUACUGUGCAGGCACCAUGCCCUGGGGCCACCCUGGGGAGCACCAUGACUUUGAGCCCCAGAGGCAUGAUGAUGGCUACCUCGAGGUCAUCGGCUUCACCAUGACAUCCCUCGCAGCACUGCAGGUGGGUGGGCACGGAGAGCGGCUGACCCAGUGCCGAGAAGUGCUGCUCACCACGGCCAAGGCCAUCCCUGUGCAGGUGGACGGUGAGCCCUGCAAGCUUGCGUCAUCACGUAUUCGAAUCGCCCUGCGCAACCAGGCCACCAUGGUGCAGAAGGCCAAGCGCCGGAGUGCUGCCCCACUGCACAGCGAUCAGCAGCCAGUCCCCGAGCAGCUGCGGAUCCAGGUGAGCAGGGUCAGCAUGCACGACUAUGAGGCUCUGCACUAUGACAAGGAGCAGCUCAAGGAGGCCUCUGUGCCUCUGGGCACUGUGGUGGUCCCUGGGGACAGCGACCUGGAGCUCUGCCGUGCCCACAUUGAGAGACUCCAGCAGGAAAGUGGUGAGCCCGAUGGCGCUGGAGCCAAGUCCCCGACAUGCCACCAACUAUCCUCUAAGUGGUGUUUCUUGGAUGCUACCACUGCCAGCCGCUUCUACAGGAUCGACAGGGCGCAGGAGCACCUCAACUAUGUGACGGAGAUUGCCCAGGAUGAGAUUUAUAUCCUAGACCCUGAGCUGCUGGGGGCAUCAGCACGGCCUGACCUCCCCACCCCUACCUCCCCGCUCCCUGCCUCUCCCUGCUCCCCCAUACCCCGGUCACUGCAGGGGGAUGCUGCACCACCUCAAGGUGAAUUGCUGAUUGAAGCUGCCAAGAGGAAUGACUUCUGCAAGCUCCAGGAGCUACACCGAGCAGGAGGUGACCUCAUGCACCGGGACCAGCAGAGCCGCACACUCUUGCACCACGCAGUCAGCACUGGCAGUAAGGAAGUGGUCCGCUAUCUGCUGGACCAUGCACCGCCAGAGAUCCUUGAUGCUGUGGAGGAGAAUGGGGAGACCUGUCUCCACCAGGCAGCUGCCCUGGGCCAGCGCACCAUCUGCCACUACAUCGUGGAAGCUGGGGCCUCCCUCAUGAAGACAGACCAGCAGGGCGACACUCCCCGGCAGCGAGCUGAGAAGGCUCAGGACACAGAGUUGGCUGCCUACCUGGAGAACAGACAGCACUACCAGAUGAUCCAGCGUGAGGACCAGGAGACGGCUGUGUAGUGGAGGACACUGCAGAGGACCACAGCGUCCUUUGCCCACCUCACUGCCACAUUCCUGUCGGGUGGCCAUGGGGGGACCCUGCCCCAGGGAAGGAGCCCCGUGCCACCCCUGAGAAGCCGCUCAGAUCUAGGGCUGGACUCUGAGGAGCUGGACUCUCGCCUGUCCCUGUGUUCAUGGGGAACAGGAGAUGGGCUGGCGGAUCCCUUCGGGCAGCCUUCCCCUCACCAUGGCAGAUGGAAGGCAGGACAGAAAGCACCGAUAGGAAGGCCUGCUCGCAGCAGGCCAUUUGCUAGCCGCCUGGCCCUUUGGACUGUCAGGAGGCUUCGGGGUGCCUAGCCCUUCGCUCUGACCCACCCACCAGGGCCUCCCAGAAACUGAAGAGCCUGCUGUAUUCACCUGCCCGCGGCCCUGCUUGGCACCUACCCUGGUGAUCCUCAUGUACCCAGUCAUUUCAUUUCAGACUGUAUGGCCUGGGGUGGGGGGUGGGGCUCCCACGGUGACUUGUUUACAGCUGGGUGUGACUCAGUAAAGUGAAUUUUUUUUUCCUUU